Messenger RNA from Aptenodytes forsteri (emperor penguin), 1584 nucleotides. RefSeq names its product thioredoxin related transmembrane protein 3 (gene TMX3). Gene Ontology annotation, cellular component: endoplasmic reticulum. Lineage: Eukaryota; Metazoa; Chordata; Aves; Sphenisciformes; Spheniscidae. Gene Ontology annotation, molecular function: protein disulfide isomerase activity. The transcript is spliced from 16 exons. The record is from RefSeq and is a predicted model, not a curated record. The coding region runs from base 1 to 1434 and encodes 477 amino acids. Gene Ontology annotation, biological process: peptidyl-cysteine oxidation.
AUGACAACGUCCACCCACGCCGCGUCCCGUCACCGCGUCAGGGUUUCACAAUUGCCCCUCCAGCCCCCCCGCCUCCAAGAGCGCCUUUCGGCGGCGCGGAGACCCGGGAUGGUUGCACAUGUGGUGGCAUCAGGUGCGGGUUUUGUGGAGGAUCUAGAUGAGUCGUUUAAAGAAAACCGUAAAGAUGAUAUUUGGCUUGUAGAUUUUUAUGCGCCUUGGUGUGGCCACUGCAAGAAACUGGAACCUGUGUGGAAUGAAGUGGGUAUAGAAAUGAAAAACAUGGGCUCUCCCGUAAAAGUUGGGAAGAUGGAUGCAACUUCCUUUUCUAGUAUUGCAUCUGAAUUUGGAGUGCGAGGCUAUCCAACAAUUAAGCUCUUAAAAGGUGACUUGGCAUACAACUAUAGAGGACCUAGAACCAAAGAUGAUAUAAUUGAAUUUGCUAAUAGAGUGGCAGGACCUCUUAUCAGGCCACUUCCUAGCCACCAUAUGUUCGAGCACGUGCAAAAAAGACAUCGUGUACUUUUUGUGUAUGUUGGUGGGGAAUCUCCUUUAAAGGAAAAAUACAUUGAAGUUGCUUCAGAACUAAUAGUUUAUACAUACUUUUUUUCUGCCUCAGAAGAUGUGCUGCCUGAGUAUGUGACAUUGCCUGAAUUGCCUGCUGUUGUGGUCUUCAAAGAUGGAACUUACUUUGUUUAUGAUGAGUAUGAAGAUGGUGAUUUGUCAUCCUGGAUAAAUAGAGAAAGAUUUCAAGGUUAUCUUAACGUAGAUGGCUUUACGCUGUAUGAACUUGGAGAUACAGGAAAACUUGUGGCUAUUGCAGUCAUUGAUGAUAAAAACUCUUCAGUGGAACAUACCAGACUAAAAUCUAUUAUUCAGGAAGUUGCUAGAGAUUAUCGGGAUCACUUUCACAGGGAUUUCCAGUUUGGCCAUAUGGAUGGAAAUGAUUACAUUAACAGUUUACUAAUGGAUGACUUGACAAUCCCUACUAUUGUUGUAUUGAAUACCUCCAAUCAGCAGUAUUUUCUACCAGAUAGGCACAUUGAGAACACAGAAGACAUGGUUCAGUUUAUUAACAAUAUCUUGGAUGGUACAGCUGAAGCACAGGGUGGUGAUGGACUUCUGCAACGAAUCAAGAGAAUAAUCUAUGAUGCCAAGUCUACUGUAGUGUCUGUGUUCAAGAGUUCACCACUUCUGGGAUGCUUUCUCUUUGGGUUGCCCCUUGGGGUCAUCAGCAUUAUGUGUUACGGAAUCUGCACAGCUGAUACAGAUGGAGGGGUAGAUGAACAUGAGGCAGCUAAAAAGGAAAACAGUGAUCGGGAGCUCACGGACGAAGGCAGUGAGGAAGAACAAGAGGAGGAAAAGAACGGAAAAUAUACAGAACUUUCAGAUGGAGAGCUUAAACAGAAAGAUGCAAUGGAAAAGAAAAAAGACUAACUUGUUUAGCAAAAGAAUUCUCUAGAAUUUCCAAAUAGACUUAUUUAUUGAAGGUAGUCAUUUACUGAUGAUCUUCAUGAAAGAGGACCUUUUUGUCUGCAUUACGGUAGUUUUGACUUGCAUGUAUUCAAAUUUUCUCAGAAAUUGACA